Molecule: messenger RNA, 1376 nt
Organism: Dipodomys spectabilis (banner-tailed kangaroo rat)
Lineage: Eukaryota; Metazoa; Chordata; Mammalia; Rodentia; Heteromyidae
Product: olfactory receptor 13C7-like
Exons: 4
Coding region: 349-1305 (318 amino acids)
Biological process (GO): G protein-coupled receptor signaling pathway
Cellular component (GO): membrane
Molecular function (GO): G protein-coupled receptor activity; olfactory receptor activity
Source: RefSeq, a predicted model, not a curated record
GGAAAUCUAAGAAGUGGACUCCAAGAAGCAGUUGUGUUUCCUGGAAAUGAUCCUGAUGUCUGCAGUUGAUCUCUACUGGUAAUUUACAUAAGAACAGUUUCAGGCCAUGUCUGCUUUUUCUCAUCCAACGAUACCAAACCAGCUACAAAGUAAUAAUCGCAGAUGCAACGUGCAGAGACUCCAGGUGAAUCUGAGUUAUUAUCAGAAAAAUAUCACAGGAGCACAGAAUUAGAGCAGGAAGAGAGAAGGAGAAGACAUCAGUGGCCAACAUUACUGCAUGUGACAGCCUGAAACUCCUGACAAUCCAGCUGGGACAGUUCAGUUAUUGUGUAAAAGAGAACAUUUAAAAUGGAAGGGGCCAACCAAACCAUCGUGACUGAGUUUGUUCUGCUGGGGCUAUCAGAUCAGCCAAAGCUGGAGAAGACGUUCUUUGUGCUCAUCCUGGCCAUGUACCUAGUGAUCCUGCUGGGCAAUGGGGUGCUCAUCCUGGUCACCAUCUUUGACUCCCACCUGCACACUCCCAUGUACUUCUUCCUGGGGAACCUCUCCUUCCUGGACAUCUGCUACACCACUUCCUCUGUCCCCCUGGUCCUGGAUGGUUUCCUCACUCCCAGGAAAACCAUCUCUUUCUCAGCCUGUGCCAUCCAGAUGUUUCUCUCCUUUGCCAUGGGAGCCACAGAGUGCGUGCUGCUGAGCAUGAUGGCGUUUGAUCGCUAUGUGGCCAUCUGCAACCCCCUGCGGUACCCUGUAGUCAUGAGCAAGGCUGCCUAUGUGCCCAUGGCCACCAGCUCCUGGGCGGCUGGUGGACUUAACUCCUUGGUGCAGAUCUCUCUUGCAGUACAAUUGCCUUUCUGUGGGGACAAUGUCAUCAACCACUUCAUCUGUGAGAUCCUGGCCCUGCUGAAGCUGGCCUGUGCUGACAUCACCAUCAAUGUCAUCAGCAUGGGGGUGGCCAAUGUGAUCUUCCUGGGAGUCCCAGUUCUGUUCAUCUCUUUCUCCUACAUCUUCAUCCUCACCACCAUUCUGAGGAUCCCCUCAGCUGAGGGGAGGAAGAAGGCCUUCUCCACCUGCUUUGCCCACCUCACUGUGGUGAUUGUUUUCUAUGGAACUAUUCUUUUCAUGUAUGCAAAGCCCAAAUCAAAGGACCCAUUGGGGGCAGAUAAGCAGGAUGUUUCAGACAAACUCAUCUCCCUAUUUUAUGGUCUGUUGACCCCCAUGCUGAACCCCAUCAUCUACAGCCUCAGAAACAAGGAUGUGAAGGUCUCUGUGAAGAACUUUGUGAGUCAGAAAUGCUUCGCCCAAUGAUAGCCAGAGGAAGUGAGAGAAAUCUCAUGGUUCUUGUACAUUCCGGGGCUUUCCUAGCAAAUGACCCUUUG